GUGGUUGAAAGAUUUUUUUGAUUGUUUAUCUUAAUUGCAAUUUAGCUGCAGUGAUUUUCCCGCUUUGAUAGAAAUGUACGUUUCUAUUGACUAUUAAUGUGUUUACAAAAGGAUGGAUUGGUAAUGCAGCCUGGACAGCGUAAAUACACACCGCAAGAAACGAUCCAGAUUUACACUGACUGGGCCAACCAUUACUUGGAGAAAGGCCGUAGUAAACGAAGGGUAUCACAUUUGGCGUCUGAUUGUAGUGACGGUAUCCUUCUAGCUGACGUCAUCGAAUCUGUCACAAACACAAAAAUUUCGGAUAUAAAUCGUAAACCAAAAAACAGUGGCCAAAUGUUGGAUAAUAUAAAUUGUUGUGUUCGUGCAUUGAAAGCACAACACGUGGCUGGGAUUGACGACAUAUGUGCUACCGAUCUACAAGAAGGUCGAUUAAAAGCCGUGCUUGCGCUGUUUUUUGCAUUGUCGCGACACAAACAAGCUACGAAACAUCAACGAGCUGCGGCGGUUGCACAUCAACAAUUCCAGCAACAACAACAACAACAACAACAUCAACUCCAACAACAACAAACAGCAUCAGGAGGCGGCGGUGCAACUGUCGUGACCACAGCCAAUGUCAUCAUGGCGCCUCACAACAUGGAAACGCACAUCACGUCACCGCGAGCAUUAUCAGGCGGAAAAGUCAACAAUGGAACAAGCAUACCAUUACCAGGAAGCGCGCUACCAACCCGGCGAUGUCCUCCAGAUAAAGUUCGCCCUACAGGAACCACCAUGGUUGUACCACCACCACCAACAAGUGUAUCAUCAAGUCGUGCUUCCAGUCCUGCUCCAUCGAUGAUACCACGUGUUGGUAUCCAAAAUCAACAAUCACAUAUCCCACAUCAUCCACAACAAAAUAAUAAAUUAAGUUUAGAAAAAAUUAAAUCCACAAAAUCAACAAAUGGAUCUGUCACCGCACAACAGACAACACAAAUGUUGCCAACUUUCUCAGGGAAACGUACAAGUUCCUCUAGUGGUGUAUCAAGCUCUGCUAAAAGUGAAAAAUCUGAUAGUAGUUUUAGUUUGGAUUCAUCUGAUAAAAAUAAAAAUAUUCGUACAAAACCUGGUAAUGUAAAACUUCCGACCACAAAAAACAUAUCGACUUCCCAAGCAAAAUUAAAUACAUCAUCGUCCCUUGUCAAAAAAGAAUAUAUGUCUUCAACAAAAAACAUAUCAACUUCCAAAACAAAUGCAACGGUUACGUCAAAACUAACUGAACCAAAAAUCAAAAUAAGUAAAACAACAGCGGUACCUAUCAAACCAAGUGAUAAUAAAUUACCCCCUCCAAAUAAUAGUAACAUAUCAGCCGGUACUGGAAUUCCAAAACCAACUGCUGCUGUAAAAGGUACUUCAAAAAUUAUCAAAGACGAAAAACGUAAUUCAAGUCCACCGUUAAAAACAACAAUUUCUUCCGAGAAUCAAGUAAAUCAAUUACAAUCAAAUGAAACAAUGGCCGUGGUUUCUCCAAUCCAAAAUGAACAUGUGAACAGCAGCAAUAUUGAAGCACCAAGUAGUCAGUGUAGUCAGUUAUCAGAGAGCAGUCAUAGUGCAUCAACUGGCCAACAUAGUAAUUCCAGUGAAAGUAGUGUUAUAUACCGUCCAAGUAGUGAAAGUGGAAGUGAACAACCGAAAAUUAAAGAAAUUAAAUCAACGUCAAUCGAUACAACUCGAGCAUCAGAUAAUAUUCAAAUUUCGCAUGGUCGUGAUAAUUCAUUAGGUGAAGAUGAUGCCAGUUUAACAAUGACCAUUAAACCAAUGAUGCCACUAAUCCGUGGAUACUGUAAUAAUUUAACGAUGCCAAAUGUUCGACAACAGCGUCAACAGUAUUUACUUCAAAGAAAAUUACCACCAACCGAUGCUAGUGAUUAUUGUGAUAUUGAAGAAAUUGUGAAUGGUUACAUGUCCGAUGGUGAACUAAUUCGUGCGGGCAACGAUACUAGAAAUAUUAAUAAUCAUCAUGGAUUUGAUGGAUAUACAUCAGAACAAGAUCAUCGAAUCAAUGGUGGAAUGUCUGUGCUACGAUUAAAUACAACACCACAAAGACAUCCUGUUGGAGGGGCACAACGCAGCCUUACGGUGUUGACGGAACAAACUCGGCCCCAACGGGGGGCCCGCAACGGUGAAGAUGCACCUCCGCCAUUGGGUCCACGUCCUAAUCAUCACUCAUCUUCUAACCUUAAUAGACAAAGUCAACCAGCUAAUCGGUCACCAAUUACGAACACAGAUAGCAUAUUACCUGAAAAUUCACAAUGGAAAAAGUAUACAGAUUCCCCAGGUGUUGGAACACCUAUUCAAAGCGGUCUUUCAAGUCCCACAUCAUCUAGACGUGAAAAGAAAGCCGUAUCGUCAUCACAUGGACAUACUAAAGAUAAGAACUCUUCGUCUAAAGUACGUGUACCUCAAAGCUUUGGAUAUGUUAAAAGAAACAGUGUUGGAUCCACGGGUACACAAUCGUCUUCCAUAUCUUCUACAGGUGGUGGAUCAAUAGCUCAACAAGGAAAUAGUAAGACAGCUCAAGUUUCUGUUGUCCCUAGAACAAAAGUAAAAGUGUCCGGUGGAACCCAAACCUGCACCAGUGAUUUACAACAAACGCAUCCAAAACCAACAACAACACAAUACAAAAGUUAUUCUUUAACCGGGCACACAGCAAGUCAACUCAGUCAAUCAGUACGUGAACGACUAAUGAUGGGAUCUCAGAGUUUACCAAAGGGCGCAUUAGGUGGUGGUGUUGGUAACAUUACGAAUGAAUAUCAACUUGUGCUACGACAAGCACGACCUAAAGCCAGUGAUGGAUCACUUUCGGAUACACAAGCCACGGAAAAUAGUAGCCCUUAUGCACCAUGGUUAAGACAUAGUAACACUUAUUCAAUGGGAGCAAGAUUAGGUGAAAAUGAUAGCUUAGAAAAUUUAGCUAAUUUUCAUGGUCAUCGUAGCAGUUUAACACAUACUAGAUUACUUAGAGAUUCAACCUCUUCAUCUGUAUCACCAUCAGCUCGUUUAAGUCGCAGCAACAGUAUUAGCUAUCUACGUGAUCGGACUUUUCCAAGAUCUACAAAAUCGGAAAAAUUAUACCCAUCCAUGUUACAUCGUGGAGCAGAAAUUGAACCAGAACCAUAUUAUUGUUUACCAGUAGGUGCAUUACAUUGGUCACAACCAACUAGUCCAGCUCCAGGCGGUGGUGUAAGUGGUGUUCCACAUUUAUUUCCACUCAGUCCAACCCAUGGUAUCAUAUCGUCUCGACAUACAAGUACACCUAAGAAUGAUGAUGUUCAUGGUUCAUCCGUGUCACUUGUAUCUACCACAUCUAGUCUAUAUUCAUCAGCUGAAGAAAAGCAAGCACAUGAGAUAAGGAAAUUGAGGCGCGAAUUGAUGGAUGCUCAAGAAAAAGUACAUACUUUAACAUCGCAACUAACAACAAACGCGCAUGUUGUAUCCGCAUUUGAACAAAGCCUGCUGAGCAUGACACAAAGAUUACAACAUUUAACAGCUACAGCUGAACGUAAAGACACAGAAUUAGCUGAAUUAAGGUCAGCUAUGGAAAUGUUAAGAGCACAAUCAUUACAAGCUGGAUUGGGUCAGACGGUUCUUGCAAGACAGCCAUCAUCAGAUAGUGUAUCUAGUAUGUCUAGUGCUUGCAGCUUAGAUAAACAAGAUAAAAAGAAGAAAAAAGGAUGGUUGCGUAGUUCAUUUACAAAAGCAUUUUCACGGAAUGCAAAACAAGCAAAAGUACAAACUUUAAAUAAUAGUGAGAGUAAUAACGCAACAAAUAAUUCAUCUACGAAUGCUACAAGUGAUAAUAAUGUGAAUGGACAACAAAAUGGACAAAAUCAACCAACAACGAGUAACAACAGUGAAGAGGCUUAUACAGAUGUCGAAGUUGAAGAAUUACAAAAACAAUUACGUGAAAAAGAUUUAGUUUUAACAGAUAUACGUUUGGAAGCGCUUAGUUCAGCUCAUCAAUUGGAAAGUUUAAAAGAUACAGUCAUGAAGAUGAGAAGUGAAAUGUUAAGUUUGAAACAAAAUAAUGAGCGCUUGCAAAGGAUGGUUGGUGGUACUUUACACGCAGAUAAUGGCGAACACGACGAUUCCCUCAUAAAUAGGGAUCCACCACCGGAUGUUAUAGCCGUUGAAGAAACUUCAAUUGAACCUGAAAUCGAUGGGAAACGCAUUUCUAUAUCAGUUUAUUUGGGUCAACCAAAUACAUUUGAUAAAUAUUAUGCUGAAAAUUAUAAAUCCGAUGUAUGUCAAAAUUUAUCAGAAGGUCAUGAAAUAACGAUUGCAUUUAAGAAAAUUGGUUCAUCAAUAUCGUGGGGUCAAUUAGAUGUUAUAGUAAGACGAUCAUUUAAACAACAUGUUGCAAGAUUAGAUCCAGUUAAUUCAUUAGGAUUAGGUGGUGAUUCUGUUGCAAAAUAUCGUUUAGGUGAUGCUGAACGAUCACCGUCAGCACCGCCACCCGAUCUUUUGCCUGUUGGUUAUAUCGUGGGACGAGUUUCUACAUUACAUAUUAUUUUACAACCAGUUUGUGCUUUAGCAUUUGAAGCUUUAAUACCAAGAGGUGUUGGGCAACGAUUGGUUACAUUGCUUGCGGAACAUCGACGAAUCGUUUUGUGUGGACCGCCAGGAACUGGUAAAACACAUUUAGCACAAAGAUUGGCAGAAUUUCAUGCACAAAGUCAAGGAAAAGAUCCAUCAGAUGCAAUUGCAACAUUCAAUGUUGAUCAUAAAUCAGGAAAAGAAUUGCGACAAUAUUUAGCACAUCUUGGAGAACAAGCAUCCGGAGGUGAUAAUUCAGAUUUACCUUGUGUUGUUGUUUUGGAUAAUCUUCAUAGAGCAGGUCCUCUUAAUGAAGCAUUGGGUGCUUUACCGCGAUCAGUACCUUGUUUAAUUGGCACAAUGGCACAGGCAGCUUGUAGUACAACUAACUUACAGUUGCAACAUGGUUUUCGAUGGGUCCUAGUAGCACCACAUCUUGAACCAGCAUCUGGUUUAUUAGGACGUGUUUUGCGUCGGCGUCUCACAACUCUGGAACUCACUCAAGGUGAUCGACCUGAAUUAUCAACAGUUCUGAAUUGGCUACCAAAAGUAUGGAAACAUCUAAAUAAAUUUUUGGAAACUCACAGCUCAGGUGAUGUAACAAUUGGCCCACGAUUAUUUUUGGCGUGUCCUCUUGAUAUGGACGCAUCAAAAGCAUGGUUUUCUGAUGUUUGGAAUUAUUCUCUAGCACCAUAUCUCCGUGAAGCAGCUAAAGAAGGCAUACAAUUGUAUGGUAAACGUGCACCUUGGGUUGAUCCUGUACAAUUUAUUAUUGAUACGUAUCCAUGGGCAGGUUCACCACCUCAGAGUUUAACACGAAUUACCCCACAAGAUGUUGGAUUAGAAUCGAAUUCUGUAACACAAUCAGAAUGUGAUUCAACUGAUCCAUUAUUAAAUAUGUUGAUGCGAUUGCAAGAGGCUGCAAAUUAUUCAAGCCCACAUUCGAACGAAUCCGAUUGUGCAAGUCUCGAUUCGAAUAUAACUCAUGAAAGUUCAAUGGGUGGUACCGAAUUAGGUUUAUAAAAUCAUUUAAAAAUUCUUUUAACUUAACAUUUUUGAUACAGUAGCUUUCGCUUACCAGUACAUCAAAUAUUACUUACAUUAAUUAAGUAUAAUUGUAUUUUUAACCAGAAUAUUGUAUCGCCAAGUAUGCUAGCGUACUGAUAGACUACGUCUACACACAAAAAUCUUGUUUUUGUAUACAAUAUCUAUUUCGAACCGAAAAGUU
Molecule: messenger RNA, 5800 nt
Organism: Chrysoperla carnea
Lineage: Eukaryota; Metazoa; Arthropoda; Insecta; Neuroptera; Chrysopidae
Gene: sick
Product: protein sickie
Exons: 20
Coding region: 97-5595 (1832 amino acids)
Biological process (GO): neurogenesis; nervous system development
Molecular function (GO): ATP binding; ATP hydrolysis activity; protein binding
Source: RefSeq, a predicted model, not a curated record